UUGAAAUAUAAGUGGAGGUAUGGUUUUUUAGGUAAUCAAGCAGAAGAUACGUGGGGUCGCACUGGAGAUGGGUCCUUAUCUGAUUCAUGGAAAAAUGGUUUGCAAGGAAAUUAUGAUUCUCGCAUUGUUAAUCGUCAAACAGCAACAUCAUCACAUUCAGUUGCACCAUGGCAAGAUCCUAAAAUGCUUAAUGUACUCGGACAUAGUAUUCAGUCAACUUCUGUAUAUCAGCAAUCAAAUCGUGAAGAACGAUUUGGUCAGUAUGAACAAGAAGGUGGCUUUCAAGGUUAUAAUGCAAGUGUGCAGGGAACAGUAGCUUCAACAGUAUCUAGUGCUAUUGCUCAAGUUCAACCGAUCUAUCAACAGACGAACGUUGGGACACCCUCAGUACUUCAGAGUCAAACAUUACCGUUACCAGCAUCAAUUUCUGGUCUUAUUGUACCACCAUUACUUGCUAAUUCCUUACCUACAGUUGCCACUUCAACACAGUCUACAGUUGGAUUACCUGAUGCAUUUGUUCCACGUUAUGCUGGAUCAAAUGGACCGAUUUUCCCAGCUCUAUCUACUCAAAACGAAUUAACAGAGACAAAGGAGAACUAUUAUAUCCAGCUUACUCGACUUCCUUCAGAACUUUUGCGACCAUCGGCACUUGAACAUUUUCUCCGCCCAUCAGUUCCCCUUACUUUAUCAUCAGUUAAAGUUGUGUUCGAUCCCAAAGGUUUUCCUUUGCACUCGCUGGUUCGUUUCGAAAACUCCAAGGAUGCCAAAAAUGUAUUGCACAGGGAUGGUGAGCAAGGCAUCAGAAUUCGAUCAUGCUCCAAGAAAAUAUUCGAUGAAGCAGUAGAUGGCAGUUUACAAGUUCCGCCAAAUUACCUUCAGAUCUCGAAAGAUGGCAAUUUUCAUCCAGAGAGAAAUUCUCGUGUUCCACCUGCUUCACGUCAUUAUCGUAGUCCUGAACGACGUGAUUUUGAUGGACGAUAUGAUGAACGUCCUCGUAUGGCUCGUGAAUUGGAUCGUUUUCGUGGUCCUAAACACGGUCGUUCGCGAUCUCCGCGAGAUUAUCGAGACUACCGGGAAGUAAAAAGACGUGGUGAAUGUGGACGUUAUUGCAUCGAGUUUACCAAUUUACCAUUUAGAGUGACGGAACCUGAAAUCAGAGAAUUUCUUAGUCCUCGUUGUGAACCAGUAAAAGUAACUCGUGUUUACAAUGAAGAUGGUCAAGCAUCAGAUCGGUGGAUCGCUGAAUUCACUACAUUCGAACAAGCAGAGAAAGGCUAUCGUGUUCGAGGCAAAGUAGGUGAUCGACCGAUUCGUGCCAAAAGAUUAACGAAUGAAGACGCUGACCAGUUGUUGGCAAUACCAGAUAGGUUCGGAAGGCAAAAGAAGGAAGAAUUUGAACGGAAACAUGGAGAAUCAAUCAUAGCUCCACUUCUUGAUUUACCUAACAGGACUUCUGAAACAGGUUUUCAUUUCAAAGUUUCUUCCAGAAUCAGUCGUAGAAGCACUGGUCGAGGUGGUCGUGGACGAGGGGGGUUGUGUAGAGGUGGCCUUCUACCAACAUACCAUGGUGAGCGUGGAUUAGCAGAGGUACAAAGUUCUAGUGGUUUAAAUGGGACAGCAAGCACUUCUUCCGUAGCACCACCUCGUUUCCCCGCGUUCCGUGGAAGUCGCAUGCCAGGAAGUCGACCACCACGUCCACCACUUAUUUCUCCACCUUCGUUUUUCGGUACAACGACACCAUCCACAAUACGGCAGCGUGGUCCACCUCCAUCCAACCGUGGCCCACCUCUUCUUCGAGGUCCUCGUCCACCAACAUUUCAUCCUCCAAACAACGGUCCAGCUGGACCAAUUCCGUCCAUUCCACCUCCAAGUGUAAAGUCAUGCAUAAUGAUUGAGAACGUUCCUGAUAGUAAAAAUGAUUCGGAUGUUGCCAUUUUGUUGAAAUUAAAUCAAACAGUACGAGGUACACUUCGAAGGGCCGUUGAUGGGGUAUACUAUGUUGAUAUGAAUACCAUGGAUGAGGCUACAAAAACUGUCCAGUUGUUUAAUGGAUUAAAGCUUGGCGAUGUUGCCAUCACUCUCACGGCAAUUACUCGGCAACAGAUGCAGUUGGGUGUUGAGAAAAAAGUUGAAGUGGUUGAAAUGUUAGAACCAGAAUUGAUAGCAUCAGUAGGAGAACCAGGCACUGUUAUUAGUUGUCAUGGUUUUCCUGCCAAUGUCACAUUGACCGAUGUAGCUCAGUUUUUUGACAAGUAUUCACUGGUGGAAAGUUCAGUGAGAAUAAAAUUGGAUGACAGUGGAGUGCCUACCGGAGAAUGUCUUUUGGCUGUUGGCACUCCACAGGAAGCUAGUAAAGCAGUAAUGCUUUUGAGUGGUCGGAAGCUCGCUGGUUCAACGAUCACGAUGUCUGUCGUCCGAGCAGCAACCAAACAAUAA
This is a messenger RNA of Thelazia callipaeda (thelaziosis nematode), 2436 nucleotides long. The record is from the annotation of a GenBank genome assembly. NCBI's taxonomy places the organism in Eukaryota, Metazoa, Nematoda, Chromadorea, Rhabditida, Thelaziidae.